Penaeus monodon (black tiger shrimp) is the source of this 1259-nucleotide messenger RNA. RefSeq names its product eukaryotic translation initiation factor 4 gamma 3-like. NCBI's taxonomy places the organism in Eukaryota, Metazoa, Arthropoda, Malacostraca, Decapoda, Penaeidae. Gene Ontology annotation, cellular component: eukaryotic translation initiation factor 4F complex. The record is from RefSeq and is a predicted model, not a curated record. Gene Ontology annotation, molecular function: protein binding; translation initiation factor activity; mRNA binding.
AUCAGUGGAGCCCUGUAAAUCCUGAUGGUAAACGUCAGUAUGACCGCAGAUUUCUCCUUGAGCUCCAGAAUAACCCACUCUCCCUUAAGAAGCCGGAGUCCCUCCCCAACUUGGAGGUGGUCCGUGAUGGUCCAGGAAGGCUUAAGCCUUUCGACCGGGGUGUAGGUGUUUCACAUGGCAGCAGUGGCCCAGACUUUACUCCUGAUUAUUUCAAGUCUACAGUUCCAAGCAAGAGAGGAGUACCAGGGCGCAAUAGCCAACAGCGCCGAGAACCAGGAGGUGGACCUGGAAGCAGAAAUGACAGAGGAGGAAGUGGCCGUGGACAGAGUAAGGUCAUCAUCAUCCCUCUCUCAACGGGACGUGAAACUAAGCUGAAGACGACAGAAAAUGCUUGGAAGCCUUCUGUUAAGGAGUCGAAUGUUAAUGAUGAGGAAGCUCAGACUAUUGAGGUGGUGAAGAGGAUGAGAGGCAUCUUAAAUAAACUGACUCCAGAGAAAUUUGAGAAACUUGUUGGUACAGUCAAUCAGAUGCCCAUUGACACCACAGAAAGACUUUCAGCUGUGAUUGAUCUUAUUUUUGAAAAGGCUGUGGAUGAGCAGUUUUUCUCAACCUAUGCUCAGAUGUGUCAAGUACUCUCCAAAAUGUCUGUCCGUGGGGAAGGUUCAGACUCCAGCAACAGCAAGUCUGAAGUUAAAUUUAGGAAUCUUAUAAUUAAUAAGUGCCAGAAAGAAUUUGAAAAAGAUAAUAUGGAAGAAUUUAAGGCUACCAGACGGAAAGAAAUAGAUGAAUGUUCUGAGGCUGAGAAGAAACAAGAAUUGUUAAUGAAGUUAGAUUAUGAUGAGACCAAAUUAAGAAAAAGGUCUGUAGGCAACAUUAGGUUUAUUGGAGAGCUCUAUAAGCUACGCAUGUUGACAUCACCGAUUAUGAUGCGCAUUAUCGGUACACUCUUGGAAAAGAGAGAUGAAGAGUCCCUUGAGUGCCUAUGUAAACUUCUUACUACAAUUGGCAAGCUCUUGGAAAACACAGUGCAACCAGCAACAAAGGCAAUGCCGUGUAGGUUCCUAAUGAUGGAUGUGAUUGACUUGAGGCGAAACAAGUGGGUUCCAAGAAGAGAAGACAACAAGCCCAAAACCAAGGCUCAGGUCCAUGAGGGUGAAGCAAAGAGAGAGGAGAUUGAGCAGAUUGCCCUUGCUUCAACUCCAAACCGAGAGAUGAUAGGAGAGAUGACCGUGACCCGGGAGCAGCGAGGGCAAGGAUAA